This is a messenger RNA of Rubroshorea leprosula, 1178 nucleotides long. The record is from the annotation of a GenBank genome assembly. NCBI's taxonomy places the organism in Eukaryota, Viridiplantae, Streptophyta, Magnoliopsida, Malvales, Dipterocarpaceae.
CAACAGCAAAGAAAGAGCAAGAUCAUCAAAACACCAUAACUUAGUUAAACUUAGAUUCUCAUUCAUUUUCAGGUAAACAUAUACAAACUUAACAUCAUGAAAGCAGACAUCAGAAACAGGAGGAUAAAAGAAACAAACACGGCGGAGCUUUCUGGGUAACAGAUCGGAGUCCAAUCUGGCGGAUCCCACCCACGAGAUCAAGCCCAGAUCAUUCCCCUCACUGCCUCCCCAGAAAGACUCCUCUGUUGCAGGAAAAUACCUAAGACGAAAACCCAAAAAGAAUGGACAAUCUUGCUCGGCUCAAUGAUCCUCCCGCUACUCUCAAGCAACACCCCAAACUCAGACCAAGAGAACCAACCCAAGAACAAAAAAAAAACUCCUUUUUCAAUUUACCGAUCCUUCCUAUUUAUACCCCAUCAAACAAAACCCUAACUCCCUUCUUCUCUCCUCAUCCAAACCCUUCAAUUUUUCUCCUUUUUCCUUCCACCGUUGAUCGGGUGAGGCCAAAACUGGCCCUGCAGGACAGCCAAGAAAGCUGGAGCGUGAUGUCAUCCUGCAGGCUUAUCUCAUGCUCGGUUGACUGCCACAUAGGCGCAGGAUCUAUCUUUGCAGCUGCAGGAUCUAUCUUUGCAGCUGCAGGAUCUGGUUGCAGAAGAGGGGCGGCGCAGAGAAGGGGGCUGCAGAAGAGAGGAAAGAUUGAUGGGGAAGGAGAAGGUAGGCGGAGUCGGCUGCAGCAGCAAAAGGGCGCAGGCAGCAGGAGGCGUGGGCUGCUGCAGGCUCGGGUGCAGUGGCAGGGGGGCGGAGUCGGCUUGGUUGCAGAAGAGAGGAAAGAUUGAUGGGGAAGGAGAAGGUUCCAGAUCCCUUUUUCUUUUUUCUUUUUUUUUUUGGAUAAUUGGGUUUUAAGUUGAAAUGGGUUGGUGUUGGGUUGAGUUUGAGUAAUUGUGGGUUUUGGGUUUUGGGUAACUUUUGGUUUUGGGAUUUUGGGUUUGGGUAGUUGGUAGGCUUUGGGUUUUGGGUAAUUGGGCUUUGGUUUGGGUUUGAUGGGUUUUGGGUUUGGGUUUGUAUUUCACCCCUCCAACUUUUAAUUUCUUCAAUUGAGUCCCUUCUUUCUUCUUCUGGAAAUUUCCAAUUUCCUUUUGCAUGUAGCACCUGAAACAAAAUAAAGAUAUAUUAGUCAA